AUGGACGUGUGGGGCCCUGCCCGCCUCCGUGGACUCGGUCACGAGCGCUACUUCCUGUUGGUGGUUGACGACUACUCGCGUUACACCACUGUCUUCCCCUUGCGCAGCAAGGGUGAUGUCACUGAGGUACUGAUCGACUGGAUCCGCGCAGCUCGUCUCCAGCUCAGGCAGAGCUUUGGCUCGGACUUUCCUGUGUUGCGUCUGCACUCGGACAGAGGCGGAGAGUUCUCCUCUGGCCUUCUGCGUGCCUACUGUUGUGCGCGAGGCAUCCGUCAGACCUUCACGCUUCCGGACUCACCGCAGAAAAAUGGGAUUGCAGAGCGCCACAUUGGCAUGGUCAUGGACGUCGCUCGUACGUCUAUGAUGCAUGCGGCUGCCCUCCAUUUUCUGUGGCCGUUUGCGGUCAGGUACGCGGCGCAUCAGCUCAACCUCCACCCCAGGGUCUCCAGGCCGGAGACCUCCCCAGUCCUGCUGUGGACGGGGAAGGUUGGCGAUGCGUCGGCGUUCCGGGUCUGGGGAUCUCGGGCGUUUGUCCGCGACUUGUCUGCGGACAAGCUGUCCCCUCGCGCAGCUCCCUGCGUCUUCCUGGGGUUCCCCCCCGACGCCCCUGGGUGGCAGUUCUACCACCCCACCUUUCGCCGUGUUCUGUCCUCCCAAGACGUCACGUUCGAUGAGUCGGUACCCUACUACCGCCUCUUCCCCUAUCGCACUCCGUCCCUCCCCCCACCCCCGCUCUUCUUGGUACCAGGUCCCCCCCCGGUAGACCCCCUUCCCCAUCAGGGUCCUGCCCCUUCAGGUGUGUCACAGGUAGACGCGGUCGAGCCUAUCGAGGUCACGGGUGACUCUGGUGCUGCUGGGGGUGCUGAGCCUCGAGGUGCUUUGACUGGGGGUGCUGUGCCUGGGGGUGCUGAGCCUGGGGGUGCGGAGCCUGGGGGUGCGGAGCCUGGGGGUGCUGAGCCUGGGUGUGCUGAGCCUGGGGGUGCUGAGCCUGGGGGUGCUGAGCCUGGGGGUGCUGAGGCUGGAGGUGCUACGCCUGGAGGUGCUUUUCCUGGGGGUGCUAAGCCUGGAGGUUCUUCGCCUGGAGGUGCUCCGGGUGCUUCGCGUGCUACUGGUGCUGGAGGUUCUUCGGCUGCUGAGGGUGCUGCUGCCGCGGGUCCCGGAGGUGCUCGUACUGGGAGUACUGGAGCUGUUGCGCCUGCGGGUUUGACUGGAGCUGGUGCUGCUGAGGGUGUUGGCGCUGAGACUACCACUGGCGGUCCGACUGGCGGUGCUCCUGGUGCUGCUGGAGGUUCUGCUGCUGCUGGGGGCUCUGGAGCUACUGGAGGUGCUGCUGGAGGUGCUGCUGGAGCUGGUCCUCCUGCUGGAGCUACUGGUACUGUCCCUGCUGUUUCUGGCGUCGCCACGCGGCCCCGACCGUACUUCGUUCCUCUCCUGCAGCAGCUACAGCCUGCCUCCCCUUUGCCUGCUCCUUCUCCCUACGCUGGUCCGACUGGAGGUCUUACUGAGCGUCGUGAGCCUGCGUCUCGUCCUGCGUCGCCUGUUCGUGCUGCGCGCACUAGUGGUCGCGGUUCGCGUCAGCGUCCUCCUCCUGUCCCUGGCACGCACCGGAUGUCUCGGCGUCCGUCUACUGCUCCUCUGCGUGCCCCUUUGCCUUCUCCUCCUGCUUCCUCUCUUCCUGCUCUUGCCGACCCGGAGUCGGACUCUCUUCGUGCUGCCAGUCCUACUGUCACGCGUCUCCUUGCUACUGCCGUCACUGACCCUUCUUUCGAGUCUACUGCUGCGUCUGCCCUUGUUACUGAGCUCGUCGACUUUUCUGCUCGCUGUCGUCUAGACUACGCUGCUAGUCUUGUCGCUGAGUCUGAGUCUGCCUGUCCUCCGUCCGUCGGGGGUGAGUGUGCCCUUGGCACGGACGUCCUUGAGGACAGGCAGGAGGAGUUCCAGUGUCUGGCCGCCGCUUCACCUCAUCUCGUGUCCGUACUGCUCACCCCUGAGGGAGACCCGGAUGCACUUGACAUCCCGACUCCGCGCUCUUACGUGGAGGCGAUAGAGGGUCCCUACUCCUCUCAGUGGCAGGCAGCUAUGGACACAGAGAUGGCUUCCUGGAAGUCCACAGGCACCUACGUUGACGCUGUCCCCGCUCCUGGGGCGAACAUCGUGAGUGGCAUGUGGAUCUUCAGGGUGAAGCGGCCGCCGGGUUCUCCGCUUGUCUUCAAGGCGCGUUACGUGGCUCGUGGCUUCAAUCAGCGGCAGGGGGUUGACUACUUUCAGACCUUCUCUCCCACCCCGAAGAUGAGCACUCUUCGGGUACUGCUGCACGUUGCUGCUCACCGUGACUACGAGCUGCACUCUCUCGACUUCAGCACUGCUUUCUUGCAGGGCAGCCUGCACGAGGAGAUCUGGCUGCGCCGCCCACCUGGCUUCACUGGGUCUUUCCCUCCUGGUACCCAGUGGAGUCUCCGGCGUCCAGUCUACGGUCUCCGCCAGGCGCCGCGUGAACCCGUCGCUGUUUCUGCGCACUGA
This is a messenger RNA of Closterium sp. NIES-65, 2520 nucleotides long. The record is from the annotation of a GenBank genome assembly. NCBI's taxonomy places the organism in Eukaryota, Viridiplantae, Streptophyta, Zygnematophyceae, Desmidiales, Closteriaceae.